Molecule: messenger RNA, 860 nt
Organism: Papaver somniferum (opium poppy)
Lineage: Eukaryota; Viridiplantae; Streptophyta; Magnoliopsida; Ranunculales; Papaveraceae
Exons: 7
Coding region: 170-589 (139 amino acids)
Cellular component (GO): cytoplasm
Molecular function (GO): protein phosphatase inhibitor activity
Source: RefSeq, a predicted model, not a curated record
CUAUUUAUGUAGUGGGAAGGAAGGAGAGGAUUGGAAUAGAAUAAGCAUUUUUGUUCAGUCAUCCUUUGCCCACUCCUCCUUACUUCUGUAAAACGAUCCAGACGCACUCAGAGAGAACAAGAACCAGAGAAAUCUGACUCUACAUCAUCGAAAAGACCAAGCUAACAAAAUGUCAAGCGCAAAUGCAGAGGAUGCCCAGAAGCAGGAACAUGUAGAGGAUACAGGCAAAGACCAAGUUAACGAAGACUCACCUGAAAAUGACCCAAUGCAUGAAGACGGAAAAGAAGAACAUCCUAUGCCAUCACCUCAGCAAGAGGAAGAAGUACUCAAGAAGAAAUAUGGAGGAAUUUUACCCAAGAAAACUCCUUUGAUAUCCAAGGACCAUGAGCGUGCAUUCUUUGAUUCUGCUGACUGGGCUCUUGGAAAGCAAGGAAAAGCAAAGCCUAAAGGACCACUCGAAGCACUUCGACCAAAAUUACAGCCCACACCACACCAGCAAGCGCGAUCCAGACGAUCAGCUUAUGCUCCAGCAGGCGAGGGUGAAGAUGGUGGCAGUAACCUGAAUGGCGAGGAGCAAAACAGUCAAUAAGCAACUCUUAAUUGUAUGUUCUUAAAUGGUGACCCUAUUCCGAUGUUUCCUAUUCCAAAAUGAGUCCAUUUCACCCCUUCCCUGAAUAAUGAAUACAAGUCUAUGUAGCUGUGCUAAAACGUUCAAUUGAUGUAUGCUUGCUCUUAUACACAGCCUGAACCUCUAAUUCAAUGCCGGGUUUGUUGGUGCAUUUUAUUCUGAUCUUUUGUUUCUUAUACUGUUCGUUCGCAAGGAUCAAAUAAAUUAAGAGCAAACAUCCCCAUUUUGGCAA